AAACUCACUACAUGCCCUAAUUCACUCGCUGCUGUGUUGCCGCGCUAUUCAUUUGCGCGUCGAUUGUUCGCGUUCAUGGCUGCAUGAUGCUUCGAUUAUCUCUCUCUUCCUCUCGCCCUCUUUGCCGACUACUCUAAUCACCUCUUCGAGCUCAUCUUGGGUAGCGCCCUGAAAUUCUGGAUUGAAUAUUCCCUAAUAUCUCAAUGGCACCCAAAUCGCGCAAUGUCACAGCCAAAGCGUUGCAAGCUCUCCUCGUACGCAUCGGGUCAGAAUCCUCGGGAACUAAAGCAAUUCUUCAUGACCGCUUUGUACGCGACAUUCACGAAUCCCGUCUUUUCAAACGUCGACCAGACUGGCAGGCCCGACAAAACAUGGACUCGGGCCGAAAACUCCGAAUCAUGAGCAUCGACAUGGGCAUCAAGAAUCUUGCCUAUUGCGAUGUAGAAGUUGACUACCCGUCAAAGGACAGCCUGAAUGCGACGAUGGAAGUUCUCAGAUGGGAGAAGAUCGAUCUCGUCAAAGCAAGACGCAAUGUCCCAGAUCGGCUACCAAGUGCUGAAAAGAUCAAGAAGGGCACGAAAGAUGAAGAUGGAGACGUUGAUCCUUACUCACUACCUAUACUAUCUGCGACUGCUUACUCCCUGGUAAGAAACAUGAUAUUGGUUGGAGAACCCGAUAUUAUCCUCAUCGAGAAGCAGAGGUGGCGCUCGGGUGGUGGCAGUGCAAUUCAGCAGUGGACUAUUCGCGUCAAUACGUUGGAGGGCAUGUUGUGGGCCGUGCUGGAGACUUUGCACUCAGAGCGGAAACUCAUGCUUCCGAAGUUGAGAGAGCCGGAGGGAGAGAGGGAUUAUGAGGUUUCCGGAGUGGAUCCAAAGCGCGUGGGGCAUUACUGGCUUGCACAGAAGGCGAGGCAAGCUGGCACAGUGGAGUCAAUUGCAGAUACGCAAGGAGCAGCUUCAGAAGAGGAGGACAAGGUGGUGAAUAAGAAGGAGAUGAGUCGAAGCAAAGCCGAGAAGAAAGCCAAGAUUGCUAUUCUACGCUCCUGGCUUUCUUGUGAUCCUCCUACCACAGCGUGCUCAAUACGCGACACCGCGCCUAGAAUCACCUUCAAAUUUGGCUCGAACAACGCAGAGAGAACACGCCAAGCUCUCUGCUCCCCCUCAAAACCUGCACGGCGUAAGAAGUCUGGCGAUUCCAACAAGGAAGAUUCGGGGAACAGUAUCGAAGCAGAAGCCGUAGGGGAAUCGGAGCUCAAGAAGCUGGAUGACAUCACUGAUUGUUUUCUGCAAGCCGCGGCGUGGGUGAGCUGGGAGUCGAAUCGGCUGCAGUUGUUGGAAGUGCACAAUAGGAGGAGAAGCGAGGAUGGGUCUGUAGCAGAGUUGAGUGAAGAGGUUCUGCUGGAGAUGGUCAAGGAAGUGGGAGAGGGGGGGUGAGCGGAGCUACUCGAUAAAAUAAAAAGCACCAAGUAUCGAACGAUUGAGCACGAUCUUACAAUGUCAAGUCGUGUCAUAGUAUGAUACGGCUACGAAAAUGGGUCCUCGAGCGUAGAGAUGAACAUGGCAUUGCGCUCAUAUCGGCAUACACUGCCAAAGUGUCUGGAAUUACUGAUCAAAGAGAAUGACCAAAUCGUCGUCUUACACGUUGUAGCCAGACAGUUUACCGCCUAAUAAGAGCAAACAGUUGGUGGUAGAAGGACAUCUCGGGCAAUCCCGGACUCCAUCAGCGCCAACCAAGCCAACGCUCCACAGCCCCGUCCAUUCCCUCCAAGACACGUCAGACCUCAACCAGUCACACCCGUUCUUUGUUAUACUUCUUUCACAAACACCCCA
Messenger RNA from Cucurbitaria berberidis CBS 394.84, 1829 nucleotides. Its product is annotated as ribonuclease H-like protein. Gene Ontology annotation, cellular component: mitochondrion. The transcript has a single exon. Gene Ontology annotation, molecular function: Y-form DNA binding; crossed form four-way junction DNA binding; DNA endonuclease activity. Lineage: Eukaryota; Fungi; Ascomycota; Dothideomycetes; Pleosporales; Cucurbitariaceae. The record is from RefSeq and is a predicted model, not a curated record. The coding region runs from base 204 to 1433 and encodes 409 amino acids.